This is a messenger RNA of Zychaea mexicana, 1021 nucleotides long. RefSeq lists its product as uncharacterized. The record is from RefSeq and is a predicted model, not a curated record. Bases 256 to 984 code for a protein of 242 amino acids. Lineage: Eukaryota; Fungi; Mucoromycota; Mucoromycetes; Mucorales; Lichtheimiaceae. The transcript has 2 exons.
GCUACAUGGGGUUUUGACAGCAGUUGGGAAACAAGAGAGGGAGAGGCGAUUAUUAGAACUUUGUGUAGAUGUGUGAUUGUGCUUCGUGUAAAGUACGCGCGACAAAUCCUUUGGAAAAGCGAUACUUUACCUACCACCGCGUUUUCCCUGCCCAGAAAACAAAACGGCGAGCAUUCAAUAUGGACGCCAGUAUGUGAUCCCGACCACCACGAGGCGACGGAAGCCCAAGGAGCAGGAAGAGGAAGAGAGGGCCGAAUGGGACAAGACGGGUUUCCUAUAGUCGAAGUCCUCCUCCAAGACGACAGCGCGCCACCCAAAGAGGAGGAAGGACGGCAACAACAACAACAACGAAAGCGACCCAGAGAGGAAGACGACGCGACGGCAGCAAACGACCGGCGAGGACGAGGAGGAUCUGCUGGUGCUGCCGUCGUCUGUACAUAUAUGGCCGCACAUGGGCCCCACCCCCCGGCCGAAGCAACCCCAAGCCGGCACCACAGCAGACACGGGCAAAACCGAGGUUAUGGCGAUCUAUCAAGCGAAGAUACAAGAGUGUACGUGCUAUACCUUGAAAGGACCGCCUUUCUCUUUCUUUUACUGAAAGGUAGAGUUGACCCAGCGAGAGAGAGAGAGAACGAAGAAGAAAAGGAGCGGCGGGCGGACGGAUAUAGGGUUUGCAUGGGUCAAACAUUGGGGUGGAGGGAGAGGAGAAGAAAGAGAGAGAGGAGAAAGGACAGUAGUGAGGUUAGCAAAAUGUUACUUGAGUGGAAAGAAAAGGGAGAGGAGAGGAGAGGAGAGGAGAGGGGCAAGAAAAAAAAACAUAAAAUAAACCGCGUCUCUCUUCUUUCUUGUGGCGGCGUAUGUUAUGUUGCCUCUUACUCAAUGAGUGUGGAUACGUGGUACUGUGUUCCAUCUACGACAUACCUUGUUGUGCUAUGUAUACGUGUGUUCAAAGAGAGAGAGAGAGCGCGCGCGCAAUCGUUGUGACCAUUACAUUGAGGUUCCGAUCAGCUUUCGAAAGCGU